Fonsecaea erecta is the source of this 2808-nucleotide messenger RNA. RefSeq lists its product as hypothetical. The record is from RefSeq and is a predicted model, not a curated record. The transcript is spliced from 5 exons. The coding region runs from base 1 to 2808 and encodes 935 amino acids. Lineage: Eukaryota; Fungi; Ascomycota; Eurotiomycetes; Chaetothyriales; Herpotrichiellaceae.
AUGGCUGAACAGUCUCGAACCUGUGAAGUGAGCCAACCUCCAACCCCUCGAGCACGUCGCAUCAAAGACAGAGAGUGGAGAGCCUUGCGCCCUGAGAUUGAGAAGCUCUACCUGGAGCAAGCUCAUUCGAGAAAAGAAGUGAUUGAGAAACUGGCUCAAGGUGGAUUUCUCGUCACUGAGAAGCAGCUCAAACAUAUUCUGAUGAAAUGGUGCAUCAAAAAGAAAGUUAGCAGCAUAGACAUGGAAAAUAUGUUGACAAUCAAGAGAAAACGUGAAGAAGGCGGCAAGUCGACAGAGUUCAUAUAUCAUGGGCACAUUGUGGAUCAAGCAAAAAUGCAGCGCGCAGAAAAGCGAUGGAAGAUUCCACCCUUGUCCAACCCUGCGCUCCCUUCGUACAUUGAGGUCUUCAGCCCGAACACACCACGUCGGAGUCCACUUCCCAGUCCAGUUCUGAGUGAAUUUAUCGUUCAAAACUCUGGAAUCGACAACAUCUUCUCUGGUUCGAGUAACCUUACCCCUUCCGGCAAUCACUUCCUUGAGAAAUCACCGACCUUCGCAGCUGGUGAAGAAGGUACUGCAAUUACCACGUUUGAGGCAGACCCGCUAUUUUUCCAACAUUUCGAAAACGAUCUCCAAUGGAGCCUCGAUUUUGCGCAGACUAACUACCAUGAAGGGGAGUUGACUAUUCGCGCUCCUGCAUCGUUCGCUUCCACGACUCGCAAUGAUAUUGAAUUUUCUUCUUUCCUCAAACUACUUGAUAAUAACGUCGACGGCCCGCUCGACUCUUCCCACGACUCUGCCAUGGCAGUUUUCGGAGACAGCUCAGAAAAGCCAGCAUUAUGUCCGACGCUGCCAACCCCUGUUCCCAGUUCCCAAAUCACUUCACCCUUUUCCUUACCAAUUGGAUUGAGUCCAACUAUUUUAUCCGAUGACCGCCAACCCUCCCCAAAACAUGACCUGGAGUCGAUAUCUCUCUCGGAUGAAAUCAUAUUUUACGGCAUGAAUCCUGAGGACACCAUACCUGCAGUCCAGAUGUUGAGGAAGCUGCUCCAUAGUCUCCAAGAAAAUGUGUUCCUAGAACACCAUAUGAGAUCGCAUGGCAGUUUCCGAUCGAACCUGACGGACGUGAUAAGAAGUGAGCGCCUGCUCGCUAAGGUAGAUGGUAUUGCGCUUUGGUCAUACCAGGCUUCGAUAAAGAUGAUCCAACAGCAAAGGGCAGCUCGCCAGUCAUCCUCCACGAAUUUCGAAUUAUCCACGCCACAGAGGAAUGAAAACAAUCAGCAGAUUUCAGAAUAUCAGGCUCAGACUGCGUCGAAUGGGGGCACGCUCAUUGCCUACUGUGAUGUCCAAACUUGGUGUACGACCGGCGGAUUUCUUCAAUUACAAUUGCGUCGAAUGUCCAAGGAGAUCUCGGGCAGCGAUAAAGACAGUACUGCGAAUUCUAUCUCUAUUUGCGUUAUCCCAGAGGUCAGAAAUUACGCAAUAAAUGGCAUCUACAUUAAUAUCCCCCCAAUUUGUAGGAGAUCUCAGCAGCCUCCACUCUACACAUCAAUUCGAACAUUCAAUGUGGUUCCAGAGAGCUCCGAAAUCAUCACUUUUGUCAAGGAGAACAAUCUAGAGGGUGUGAGAAGGCUGAUAGGAGAAAAGAAGGCCUCUCCGCGGGACGUCGAUCCAUGCGGUGUCUCACUCCUCUCGUAUGCAAUGCUCUCAGGUUGCUCAGGGGUCUUUCGGUUGCUCAUGGAAGGGGGGGCGAGCACAGAGCAAUGUGAAUUUGGUGGCCGAACAUGCAACAUUAUUGAUACGAUCUGGUAUUCACAUGUUCAAGAGGCGGUCCACCUCGACUGUGCUGAGGCCUCCAUAUGGGAGCGUGUCGCCGAUAUUGAUCAUUGUCGUUCCAUGACAAGGCUUGCGAUCGAGAGCGGAUGUGUUCCUGGAGAAUCUAUACCUUUGAACCAAAGCGCACCGACACCACUAUUUUUUUACACCCAUGCAUGCCAGGGCAGUUUCACCAGAUCCCGGCUCACAGGCACGAUCAAGGCCAUGCUUCGUCUUGGAUAUGACAAAGAAGUUCGGAAUGACACUGGACAAACGCCUCAGCUAUAUGCAGCCUUCACGCAUGGGGUACGAUCUCUGACAGCAAUGGAACUCCUGAUUGCUGAAGGCGCAAAUAUAUAUGCCGUUGAUGGCCACGGCCGAGGCGCUCUUCAUUUGUGCCUCUGGUUUUCUGAGAGUCUUAAAAGGAAUUACAGCUUCAUUUGCCGAUUGAGCGCUGAACGCCAUAUUAACACAGCAAACUGCUCCAGAAAUAGGGCUUUUGGUGUCCGGGACACUGAAAGCACCAUGCAAGAAGUGGUGUCCUCGGAGGACAGUGAUAGCCAACCUGGCGAAGAGUCUGGCAGGGAGUCUGCUACCUGUGAUAACGAAGAGGUUUCCUCUGUCUCUGAUGACCCGUCGGGGCUUCGAGAAACUUGUCCCUGGUGCGGUAAUAGAGCCCAGCUACAGAUUAAUUUUGAUGGCUGGGCUCCGUUACAACACUACUGCUACUGCGAGCGUAUAGAUGUUGACGACUUCAACAUGCCAGAAGCCGACGAUCCAGAACCUCGACUAUACUUGUCUAAGGCGCGGAUCCGGCUCAAGCUCCUUGCCUUGUUAAAAGCGGGAUGCUGCCCCAACUCGCUCGACAAUGCAGGGUUAUCCCCCAGUGACUACGCCACAGCAGAAGGACUGUGGUCACAAUGGGAGUGGGCUCUCGCAAAAAGUGGCUUUCGAUACGACGAGGGCACGAAAUCGUGGGUUCAAGACAGCUGA